Molecule: messenger RNA, 381 nt
Organism: Lasiosphaeria miniovina
Lineage: Eukaryota; Fungi; Ascomycota; Sordariomycetes; Sordariales; Lasiosphaeriaceae
Exons: 3
Coding region: 1-381 (126 amino acids)
Cellular component (GO): mitochondrion
Source: RefSeq, a predicted model, not a curated record
AUGCAAGGUGAGGUGCCCUCUACGCGCCGGCUGGGAACGAGGGGCAUCUUCUACGCCGACUUCGAUCUCGGGCAAAUCCUCGAGCUAGCCGAACGUCUCCGGGGCUGCUCGUGCGCCUUCAACUGGGCUAUAUUCCUCGAGUUCGACGAUGGCGUCGAGUGGGUGUUUCGCGCUACCUGCUCAGACCGUAGUGUCGAUAAAGUCGUCACCAGCCGCCUCGUAUCUAGCGAGGCCGCUACCCUCAAAUACGUUCGACAGCACACUGGAAUUCCCGUACCGGAGGUCUUUCACUAUAGCCCCACGUACGAAAAUGACAUCGGGAUCCCGUACAUCCUGAUGAGCAAGGCUGCCAGCCAUUCCCUUGCCGAAUACAGCUGGUGA